Messenger RNA from Ictalurus furcatus (blue catfish), 3994 nucleotides. RefSeq names its product beta-1,3-glucuronyltransferase 1 (glucuronosyltransferase P) b (gene b3gat1b). Lineage: Eukaryota; Metazoa; Chordata; Actinopteri; Siluriformes; Ictaluridae. Gene Ontology annotation, biological process: chondroitin sulfate proteoglycan biosynthetic process; carbohydrate metabolic process. Gene Ontology annotation, molecular function: galactosylgalactosylxylosylprotein 3-beta-glucuronosyltransferase activity. Gene Ontology annotation, cellular component: Golgi membrane. The transcript has 6 exons. The record is from RefSeq and is a predicted model, not a curated record. Bases 1158 to 2207 code for a protein of 349 amino acids.
AGGUAGGUUAGGUCAUAGGUUUAUUAAGCAUCUUGCAAGACUGGCCCAGCUCUCAUACCAAAUGAAAAGGAGGAGAGAGUGUAGGUCUCUCUGCUCGAGGCUGAAGAGAAAUAUAGGAACAGCAAUAGGGCAUAUGUCUACCGAGAAUCAACACCUCAGCCCCCUAUUGAUAGCAUGUUCUUUGUGCUAUUCGUGUGUUGAUCACGGAUCUAUGUCUGGAGUAGUUUUCUUCUUUCUAGGAACUUAAGAUGGUCUUUUCUAAGAACUUCAUCCUUCCUAAGAACCACAGUGUUUCUAAAAAAAAAAAAAAAGAAAGAAAGAAAAAAGAGAGAUAAGAAGACUUUACACUUCAGUAGUUAAACAGGACAGAAUACUGACACAAGAUAAGAGAAAUAAGUAAUGUAUCCAAAUUUCCACCGCAGUGUGCAUGCUCACUGAAUGUGUCAGAGGGUGGUUCAGUUUAGAGGAACUGUGAAAGGAAGGAGCUAGUGAACUGAUCUGGUUUUGUAUGUUAAAGCAGCCGAAUGGGAACGAGCAGAACUGGGGUAAUUCCCCUCGGAGGAGCCUCACAGGCUCUGGCACUGCACACGUCUGCCCCCGCACCGGCCUCACUGCCAGGCUGGAGUCCCUCUCAAGCUGACAGACGCAUACAAGCAUUGCAGAGGGACAGGACGUAAACAUGAUCUUUGAUACAUUGGAAAUGCACAACUGCUUCCUCCAGCAUGUCCUCCUGAACACAAUGACCAUAUGAUGACUGUAUGUCCCUCAUCAUUAGCUUAUGGCAUGGCGUAGAGCAGGACUUGGACAUGCCGAGGCGACGAGACGUCCUUGCGCUAGUGCUAAUUGUGCUGCCAUGGACUUUACUCAUCAGCAUGUGGCAUCAGGGUCCUGCCACGCCACAGCCCGUCGCACACAAGAGUAAAUAAAUAUUUAAAUCAUUUCUCUCCAGAUCGCUACGAGUUCUAUAAUGUUUCACAACAUUAAAUGUAUCUAUACAUGGAUAAAAACUACCACAGUUUUCAUUAAUAAGCUAAAAAAUUGUAAUCAUUGGCAAAUUGGUGUGGUAUAAGAGGAAUAAAACACUCUGAGAAGAUCAAAGUAGUAACAGUAACUCCGCUUCAUCACACAACCCCCUGAUUGAUUACUUUCCAAUAAUAAUGCCCUCUUGUGUUUUAUUCAUCAUUUUUUUUUUAAAUAUCCUGGUAUAUCAUGUACAGGAAGUAAUAAACAGCACACCUAUGAUCGUUGAUUUUGUACUUUUGUCUCGCUUUGGUAUUCCAUUGCUGCUCAUUUUUGAUUCCGAUUUAUUUAUUACUCCUCUCACAGAUGGUAGGCAUGAGGUCAUCAGCAUCAACGUACGAAGAAAUCACCUCAAAGAAAAAUGCAUCACGGACAACAGCGUGCUCCGAGAACGUUCGUUUGGGCGUCCUCCACCGUGGUCCGACCUGCUGCCCACAAUCCACGUCAUCACGCCUACCUACACCCGAGCCGUGCAGAAAGCCGAGCUCACGCGCCUGACCAACACGCUCCUGCAUGUCCCUAACCUGCACUGGAUUGUGGUGGAAGAUUCUCCACGCAGGACGCCGCUCGUCUCCAGACUGCUGAGGAGCUCCAUGAUCAAUUACACACACCUGAAUGUGGAGACGCCACGCGUUCACCGGAUGCGCAGGGAGGCGAGGGGUCGUCGUGUGCCACGUGGAACAGUGCAGAGGAACCUCGGGUUGCGCUGGCUCCGAGAAAACCUUGGCAACAAAGCCCGGCAACAGGGGGUUGUGUAUUUUGCUGACGACGACAACACGUACAGCCUGGAGCUGUUUGAGGAGAUGCGUUCAACCCAGAAGGUCUCCGUCUGGCCCGUCGCUUUUGUAGGCGGCCUACGUUACGAGUCGCCUAAAAUCAACAGCCUGGGGAAAGUGUACGGCUGGAGCACCGUCUUCGACCCUCACCGGCCGUUUGCGAUCGACAUGGCAGGGUUCGCCAUCAACCUCCAGCUCAUCCUCAGUAAACCUCAGGCCUGUUUUAAGCUGAAUGGCGUUAAAGGAGGAUACCAGGAGAGCAGUUUGCUGGGGGAGCUGGUCACUCUCAGCGAGCUGGAGCCCAAGGCUGAUAACUGCACAAAGGUGCUGGUGUGGCACACCCGGACUGAAAGGCCUCUGCUGGUGAACGAAGGGAGAAAGGGCUUCACCGAUUUCAACGUGGAGAUAUGAUAAUAGAGAGAGGUAUUUAAAUAUCGACCGCUUAGCAGUUUAUUCGCAACAUCACAGCACAUAACGUGGGACGUUGCAGUAAUGUUCUAAGAUAAAAGUUGCACUGCACGGACUGGACAUCGUACGAAGCCACGGAAUAAACAGCUUAUAAUCACUACUGAACUUCCACUAAGCUUUUAGAAGCAUUUUCCAGCCGCUGUUCUGUAUCAGGACGGAUCUCUGAUUUCUCACGCUGAGGAUCAGCGGCUGAAGAAAAAGGCCGUUGUUCGGCGUGAGUCAGCUCUGAGCAAUAGUUUCAUUAUCACAGCGAUUGUGAACGUCAUGUUUAUCCAAGACACACUGAGCCAUUCAGGUCUAAAUGACACAUACUUUUUUGUUUGGUGUUUUUUUUUUCUUUUCCAGAAUGUCAAGAGUUAUUUCGUUCUCAACACAGAACAGAAACUCAUGGAUAAAAUGUCGGUGUUAAAAAAAUGUUUGGAGUCGUAAGCGAAUCCUUCACACAGGUUACGUACACUGCAUGUGAAAAGAUUGGGGACACUUCACCUUUUCCACUUACAGCGGAAUGAAAGUUUGCACACCCCUAGCACCUCAAUUUUACGUCAGUGUUACAAGUAUUGAAAAUUACACAUUUAGAUAUAGAUUCAGUGCAAUAUACGGUAGUGCAGACCUAGAGACACAAACCUCUCGUGUGGGCGGGGCUUAACAGAGCUUUACUCUCAUUGGCUAGUGAGAUUAAGAUCGACAGCUUUCUGGCCUGGAAGUAAAAACUUCAGUGUGGUGAAUUUUAGAGAGCGUUCUGGAUGCGGUUCUCGGUAUAGUUAUAGUGUUUAUACUUUGUAGUGGAAAUUACUUAGCGUAUUAAUUAGUCAGUAUGUUAGUUCGUAAUUAAUAUGUGAGGAAGUCUCAUAUGACGGUUUUUUCGAGAUGAGCUCUCAGGAACGGUACGGAGCGUCGUCAUCAUGAUCAACUUCCUCCUCAGCUGGACACUCGAGCCGUCGAUACAAAUCUCACUAGGCAAUGAGAGUAAAUUGCUGUUAAGCCCCGCCCACAUGAGAAGUUUGUGCCAGAAUGGUGAACGUAAAGUUGCAGAGCGUAAAACGAAAACGCACCUUAGAAAACCGUUAACAAAGAAUGUUGUUUAUGUGAAGUCCAUGUUAAAUUUUUGCCACUGAGUUUGUUUAGUUUUUUUUUUUUUAUAGAUAUUUUGUUUCAGAGUAUUUUCCUUCUUUCUCACUGUAUAUUUUGUUCAUUUCUUGAAAAGAUACGUUCAAGACUUCUGGCACAAAUUUAAUUCCAUACAAAUUUAGUCCUCAUUUUAUUUUGAACAAACAGAAUUUUUUUUUUAAAUGUAAGUUUAAACUUAAAUGAAAAAAUUCAUAAUUACCAAUGUAAAUUAUUAUCUAAAAAUUGUGUACAGGUGUGCAACCUCAAAUUAUAAUUAUUAACAAAUUUUAAAUUAUUACAAAUAGUGUACUAUGAAAGGAGACGCUUAUUAGACUCGUAUUAGACUCUUUUUUUCUUCCUUUUUGUGGAAUUGAGGAAAAAAAAUCGAUGGAUGAAUCUCAGAUUUGACAUUUUCUUAAAUUAUUAUUGUUAUUAUUAUUUAAAACUUUUAAAAAAAAGGUGCAACCCUCUACUUCUCAUCACCGCCAUAUGACAAUAUAGCAUAGACCUGGAUUUAAAAAACAUCACCAUUAAAAUAUAGUUGGAUAUAGACACAUGACUUUGAAAUUCUUUUUUGAUGAAUGACGAAAGCUGUAUUCUCCUGUUCAGGUUUUUGUCAGGGU